Molecule: messenger RNA, 3486 nt
Organism: Physella acuta
Lineage: Eukaryota; Metazoa; Mollusca; Gastropoda; Physidae
Product: dymeclin
Biological process (GO): Golgi organization
Cellular component (GO): Golgi apparatus
Source: RefSeq, a predicted model, not a curated record
UCAAAAUUUACGUGGAGUGUUGAGUUUGUUGAUAGAUUUAUAAACAGGAUCAAUGCUUAUUUUUUCAGCAUUUAUAGUUGUUUUGUUGUAGAUGUAUGUUAAGUCAGACUAGUUCAUUAGGCUAUAUAAAUGAAGUAUAUGUCGUUACAAAGAAUUUGAAUUUUAUUUAUGAGAGUUUAAAGAAAUAAUUUACAAUGGGAGCUACCAGCAGUAGUUUGAGUGAACUACCUAACAAUGAAUAUCUGAAGCGACUGUCAAGUCAAGAAGCGAUUGAUCCUAUGGAUCCUUUUUGGAAUCAGCUCUUGUCAUUUUCCUUUCAGAUCCCAGUAAACAGUUCUGAUGCCAAGCUACUGGAAGAAUCAACUGAUGUUAUUGCUAGAAACUUUGCCCUCAACAACUGCCACACUGGCAAUUUGCGAGCUCUCAUUCACAACUUCUUAAUUAGAGCUUCAGAGCUAAAGGCUUCAGCUCAAUGUGAAGACAACAUAUUUAUAUGGCAAACCUACAAUGCACUGUUUAUAAUUCGGAGCCUGUGUAAAUACUUUGUGGAACACCUGAGUGAGGAGCUACUGUUGCAUCAGUUUGAUUGUCUUCCACCUAAACCAAAUGGCAGCCCAGCUGAUGAUACUGCAGAAAUUGGUUCACAAGUUGAAGAGUUCAUCAAUUCUUUAGUAGAGCUUGUUGUUGAUGUCCCCAUACUGAGCUGUACCUAUGCCCUCCAUCUGGAGACCUUGAAUACGUUGCUGGCUCUGCUCUCUAUACAAAUGUUCCACUCUAAACCUGCCAGCCAGUUUGUUAUCUACAAGAUUUUAAUGCAGGGGAAAUGUGCCAUCCAUGCCCCAUUAUUAAUUAAAGCCCUAAUGUGGAACUACCUGAACCAAGAGAAGUGCCCACCUGAGCUGUACAAAGGCCAUUCAGAAGAUGGCAGCUUUAUUUACAAUGCCACAGCAGCACUAGCAUCAAGCCUCUGGUCUGUUGUUACACUGGGCAUGGCCAGCAAAGGCAAGAAGGCAGAAGUGGACCAAUCAGAUACACUCUUAGCCAACCAGAGCCUGCUUUUCAUUCUUGUGCUGACCAAUCAUUGUACCUGUGACAAAAGUGUUCCCAAUCCUUACAGACAGGCCUUGUUUUCUUUCACUGAUUCACAAGAUGUAUCGAGCACUACCCCCACCCACAUAGCCUCGACCUUCAAGCUGGACAUGAGCAAGGUGUACAACGUGCUGUGUCAGACCCUCCAUGAUGACCAGACCACCCUCCUGCUCUAUCUGCUGCUCCACCAGAACCCUAACAUGAAGGCCUACAUCCUGUCUCGGACAAACAUUGACAUGCUGGUGAUGCCACUGCUCCAGAUCCUGUACCACACCCAAGAGAGGAGCUCACACCACAUCUACAUGGGGCUCAUCAUUCUCCUGGUGCUCAGUGAGGAUGAAGUCUUCAACAAAGCUGUCCACGAAAUUACUGUCAAGAAUGUCCCAUGGUACAAGGAAAGACAACUCUCAGAAAUAUCAAUUGGUGGGUUGCUGAUCUUGGUUGUCAUACGCACAAUCCAGUACAACAUGACAAGGAUGAGGGACAAGUAUCUCCACACCAACUGUCUGGCUGCCCUAGCCAACAUGUCCGCACAGUUUACACACCUCAACUCUUUUGUUGCACAGAAAAUUAUCAACCUGUUUUCCCAACUCUGUAAACGCCACACCCGGCUUGUCAAUGACAUCCGCGAGUCAGCCAUGAAGAGUCAGUCUAGCGAACAGACAGAUGAACAAACAGACAUAGAGCAGCAGGACUAUCUACAGGACCUGUCAGUGCUGGAGGAAGUCCUGAGAAUGGUGCUAGAGAUCAUCAACUCCUGCCUGAGCUCCAGCCUACAACACAACCCUCAUCUCAUCUACUCCCUGCUCUACCAGAGGUCUCUCUUCACUGCCUUCAGGGGCCACCCAACCUUCCAGGACAUCAUUCAGAACAUUGACACAGUCCUGGCCUACUUCUCCGCCAGGCUAGAGCACCUGGGCCCCAACCCCUCCCCCAGCCAUGUCUUACAGACAAUCAAAGAUGGAAGCCUCACCUUCAAGAAAGAAAAACUCAAGAAAUUUCCAGAAUUGAAGUUUAAAUAUGUUGAAGAAGAGAGUCCGGAAGAAUUCUUCAUUCCCUACGUCUGGUCCCUGGUCUACCACUCGUCUAACAUGUUCUUUAAUGCCAACCGCAUCCUGCUGUUUUCUCUCAACACUGACUCAGAUGUCAAGUACAUUUAACUGUCAUAGAUGUCAGCUGUCAUCUGGCAGUGCUGAGGGGGGUCAGUGAUGUAGGAGACGUCAAACACCAGCCUAAGUCUGCUGUAAUCAAGUUUGGGGUUGAUCAUUUCAUGACUUUUGUAAAGGCUCUUGUUUGGUGUGACUUGGCACAUGACUUUUUUAAUGUUUAGGCUCUUGUUUGGUCUGACUUGGUACAUGACUUUUGUAAUGUUUAGGCUCUUGGUUGGAUGUGGUCUGACUUGGCACAUGACUUUUAUAAUGUUUAGGCUCUUGUUUGGAUGUGGUCUGACUUGGCACAUGACUUUUCUAAUGUUUAGGCUCUUGGUUGGAUGUGGUCUGACUUGGCACAUGACUUUUCUAAUGUUUAGGCUCUUGGUUGGAUGUGGUCUGACUUGGCACAUGACUUUUCUAAUGUUUAGGCUCUUGGUUGGAUGUGGUCUGACUUGUCACAUGACUUUUGUAAUGUUUAGGCUCUUGGUUGGAUGUGGUCUGACUUGGCUCUAUAGAACUGUGUACAUACAAUGUAACAUUUUGUACAAGGAUACAUUAGGAGGGUAUGUCUUAACUUCGCUCUAGAUUUGAGAUCCAAUAUGCUGGUGAGAAAAAUGUGUCUGACUUUUGUUAUGAUGUAAAUGUUGGAUAUUUGUUCUCAAGUAAGAAAUUGUUUAAGUCUUUACUCAAGAUAAAAAAUAAUCUGGGAACUAAACUUAAAUAGGAUGAUCUGUGACUUAAGUAGAUUAACCAUAAAUGUAUUGCCUAUAAAUUGCAUCAAACCAGUUGAAUAAAAUUUUGACCCCUUUUCUCCCCAUUAAAAGAACACAUCAGCAUUCCCACCCCCUAAAGGCAACCAAAAAAAAAUGAGCUGCCUUACUUACUUAGUAUUGUAAGUAAUACCCAGUGUGUGUUGGGUGACAUUCCCUUAACAUCAUCCCUGUGAUGAAGGUGGGGACACCCUUCUCUAAGAACCCCUCCUCUCUAAGUAUGUGACAUCAUUCACCAAUGACGCUUUAGCUUAAAGAAAUCAAUGAAAUUCUAGUAGCAUAAUACAGUAAUAUUCAGGGUGUUUUUACAUAGCUCGUAGUAUGGAAGUGGUUGACAGAAGUACACAAUUCCACACAGACAACCUGGGGUUUUCAUCUAAGCUCUAGCGACAGAGCUAAACAAAUGUGAAGGGUUGUUUGUGGGACUGGGAAAAUGAUGUUUAAACCUUAACCUUAACAACCUUUAUAUAUAUAUA